AUGACGUGGGAGGGAAUAGUGACGAAAGAACACAGCAAGUAUAGACGGUACCUGGGCAUAUCGGAUCGCAUGGAUGCUCACAUACCACGGGUAGUGAUCCAAGAAACACAUGAAAUAGUGAUGAGGGACAUGGAACCGAAAGAAGACUACGACUUCGUAGAAGACCUUCAAGCCCUAACAGGGUGA
Babesia bigemina is the source of this 186-nucleotide messenger RNA. RefSeq lists its product as hypothetical. Bases 1 to 186 code for a protein of 61 amino acids. The record is from RefSeq and is a predicted model, not a curated record. The transcript has a single exon. Lineage: Eukaryota; Apicomplexa; Aconoidasida; Piroplasmida; Babesiidae.